GAGGCACCCGCGGGCCCGGAAGGAGCUGCCGGACGAGCUGGGGCCGCGGCAGCCAUCGCGCUUUUGCAGUUCGGUCUCCGAGGCUGUGGGGCCCACGCCGAGCCGAGAAACGCGUCCGCUCCGGUGGCAGACCCUAUAAGACUUGGAUAUGUCCUUCAUAUUUGAUUGGAUUUACAGUGGUUUCAGCAGUGUGCUACAGUUUUUAGGGUUAUAUAAGAAAACUGGUAAACUGGUAUUUCUUGGACUGGACAAUGCAGGAAAAACAACACUGCUGCACAUGCUAAAAGAUGACAGACUUGGCCAGCAUGUGCCAACAUUGCAUCCCACUUCAGAAGAACUAACUAUUGCUGGUAUGACUUUUACAACGUUUGAUCUGGGUGGCCAUGUUCAAGCCCGAAGAGUAUGGAAAAACUACCUUCCGGCUAUCAAUGGCAUUGUAUUCCUGGUGGAUUGUGCAGAUCAUGAAAGACUGUUGGAAUCAAAAGAAGAACUUGAUUCACUAAUGACAGAUGAAACAAUUGCUAAUGUGCCUAUACUCAUUCUUGGGAACAAGAUUGACAGACCUGAAGCCAUCAGUGAAGAGAGGUUACGAGAGAUGUUCGGUCUCUAUGGUCAGACAACAGGAAAGGGCAGUGUGUCGCUGAAAGAGCUGAACGCCCGACCUCUGGAAGUUUUCAUGUGCAGCGUGCUGAAGAGGCAAGGGUACGGCGAAGGCUUCCGCUGGAUGGCGCAGUACAUCGAUUAGCCCCGGGGGUGACGGUACGGGUUCCAGGCGGGGUCUCCGGGUCAAGGUCUUCUCAGAGAUUCGAUCGCCCAACACUUGUAACUUGAAUUCAAUAGACUUUUGUUGGUUUCAAAUAGAUUUUUUUAAAGAUAUAUUAAUAUAUCAACUUAAUUUGAGUGAGAAUUGAAAACUGAUUCACGUAAGUUUGAAUACCACAUUAUUAGCUUUCAAAUUCCUUCAUAGUUUUUACAGUUUCUAGUCUGACCUUCUCCCCAGCACCAUUUGUAAAGAGCAGCUUUCCAACAGUACAUUUGAAGCACUUUUUAAAGAUGUGAACCUACAAACAUAAACCAUAUGUAAAGCUCAUCAUGUUAAAUUUUUUUUAUGUACUCUUUUGGAAAUAGUUUUUAAAUACUAGAUUCUCUGUCCACCCAUUAAGUAUGCAGUUAAUAAUUGGCUUAUCAGUGAUUGCAUGAUGCCUUACAGUCCUCAAGAAUACUUUUUCUUAUGCAAACGUCAUGCAAUAAAACAAACUCUAAUGUUUAGCA
This is a messenger RNA of Dipodomys ordii (Ord's kangaroo rat), 1272 nucleotides long. It is a transcript of the gene Sar1b, whose product is annotated as secretion associated, Ras related GTPase 1B. The coding region runs from base 149 to 745 and encodes 198 amino acids. The record is from RefSeq and is a predicted model, not a curated record. Gene Ontology annotation, molecular function: GTPase activity; GTP binding. Gene Ontology annotation, biological process: endoplasmic reticulum to Golgi vesicle-mediated transport; membrane organization; vesicle organization. Lineage: Eukaryota; Metazoa; Chordata; Mammalia; Rodentia; Heteromyidae. Gene Ontology annotation, cellular component: endoplasmic reticulum exit site; COPII vesicle coat. The transcript is spliced from 7 exons.